Molecule: messenger RNA, 1161 nt
Organism: Penicillium taxi
Lineage: Eukaryota; Fungi; Ascomycota; Eurotiomycetes; Eurotiales; Aspergillaceae
Product: VHS and GAT domain-containing protein
Exons: 5
Coding region: 1-1161 (386 amino acids)
Molecular function (GO): phosphatidylinositol binding; ubiquitin binding
Source: RefSeq, a predicted model, not a curated record
AUGAAGCGUCUUCUCAAAAAGGAAACCUGGAGUCGGGUUGCUGCGACCUCUAGCGAACACCCCCACGAACCUGUCGACGACGACUUACCAGAAGCCAUCAUAAUUCGUGAGAUUAUUACCUUCUGUGAGAACAGCACACAAGGUAACGAAUUCGUUCACCUCCCCAGCAUCGUUGAAGUCGCCGAGUCGAGUCCCGCAGCUGCGAAAGAGGCAGCCCGUCGCAUUCGCAAAUACCUCUCCACACCAUCGAUCCCAAACAAUGUCCAGUACAAUGCGGUCAUGCUCAUGCGCAUCCUCUCCGACAACCCGGGACACACUUUCACGCGCAACAUGGAUAACAAAUUUGUUACGGCGGUUGAGAGUGUCUUAACCCAGGGACGAGACUGGCACCUGAAGCAAUAUCUACGUGAAUACCUAGAUAAUAUGGAGGCCAACCGGCCCUACGACGAAGACCUUGAACUUCUCUUGAAGAUGUGGGCGAACCAGAAAGUAAAGGAGAGGAACAGACCCAAUGUUGCGCCUCAACUGCCUCCGCGAAUGUAUGCCAAUCCCACAGUUUCUCAUGGCCCACCAUCACUCCCCGGUCCCGGAGAGCUGUCAGCUCGGGUGGAAGAAGCAAAGAACUCAGCAAAACUACUCACUCAGUUUGUUGAGAUGACUCCGCUUGCGGAACUGGAGGUGAACGAAUUGGUCAAGGAGUUCAUGGAGCGCUGUCAGACGUCUUCGCGACUCCUCCAGUCUUACAUUCACGCUCAGGAUCCGUCCCCAGACGAAGAGACCCUUCUCACCUUAAUCGAUACCAACGAUACUAUCUCUGUGGCACUUUCCCAGCAGCAGCGUGCUAUGCUCAAAGCCCGCAAAGCCCGCGCCUCAAAUCCUACAUCCAAUGUCACCAGUCAGUCUCCUUUCAGACCUGUUGCAUCCGGUGCGGUACCUGCCCCUCUGGCCCCACAGACAGCUCCCGAGGCCAAUAUUUCGUCUCCAUCAGCUGUGAUGUCUGGUGGCAGAAGUAAUCCACCGCCAAGCAACGCCCAGCCCUAUCAAUACAACGCUGCCGAUUUCGUAGUGCAGAAUCCCUAUGCGGAUUCCAAUGUGAUACAUGAUGCCUCUCAUCCAAAUGCGAGCUCAGAAAAUAGUGCAGCGCAAUCCAAGAAUGCUUAA